UUAGUCAAUGAUAAUAUCAAGAAAGCAAUAUUUUUUACUUUGAAGCCAUUUCAGCGACAGCGCCACAUGAAGAUGCAGGUUAAGGAUGUGUGACACAUCACAUGAUGUUUCACCAAAUUCAUAACUAAAUAUUGAAAUUUUACAUUAUACCUAAUGCAUAAAAAAAAAAUCAUCAAUGUUUUAUUGCAAGAUUCGAUAGUGCAAUUAAUCUGAACGAUUCAUUCAAUGAUAAAUAUAUCUAACCGAUUAUUGCAAACGUGUGACAAAGUCUUCAGAUCAACGCCAUUUUUAGGUAGUGUAAGUUGUUGUGUAGUGGAGGAAAGGUUGGGCCACGUAGUUACUUCAUGGGAAAAGAUUUAAAUUCCGUUUCUACGUCAUUAUUAUUCGGAAUUAUUCAAUAUUGUAAAUAUACAUUGUACAGUGAAAAAUGGUAUGUAUUUUGGUAACGUAAUUUCAUAAAUAAUUUGUCAUUUGCUUCUGUAUACCUGUUUUUACUAUUUAACUAUAGCGAUAAUGACGAACAAUCACACCGCUAAUUAUUUUGUACUCCAAUGAAUGAUUACUAUAAUUUAUUUCUGAUACAAAUACUUACUUAAUUUAUACAGUAUUUGAUAAUAAAUUGUUUCGUUUUUUUCGUUUACUUUCUUCUUUUACUUUUGACAGCUGGCUAACUUAUAAGGGCAUGUGUUGUCAAUAAUGAACGAUGUACAUUGAAAAAUGAAGUAAAUAUGACAUACAAUUAUUUGUACGACGCCUUUUAUAUAAAUGGUUUAGUGAUACUGAUAAGAUAUGUUAUGCUCAUAUGAUUAAUGUGGGUUUCAUUGCAUUAGUUUUCACAGAAUUUUUCUGAUAUCUUUAAUCGAUAGUAAUAUUAACCAAUAAUAAUAAUAGUAUAUGGACAUAGAUGUGACAUUGUCUAUCACUAUCAGAUAUUGCUAUUGUCAAUUAACCAUAAUACUGAUCAAAAAUAAUAUUAUUUUAUUAUAAUCAAUAAAAAGAGGUUAUUGAAACUUGUAUCAGUGAAGUUACAGUCAGCAAAGUAUAAAAUAUACAUCUUCAAACAUGCUCACUAUAGUAUUUUAACCAAGUUUGUUUUGUUACUUUUUAUUGCACAUAACGUGAUGUCAUGCAUAUUUCAUUUUAAAUCAUAAAUAUAUAUUUUCCUUUUUUCUAGCCAUUGAGAUUAGAUAUCAAGCGAAAACUGACUGCUAGGUCAGACAGAGUGAAGAGUGUGGAUCUUCAUCCUACAGAACCAUGGAUGCUCUGUUCAUUGUAUCAGGGAAAUGUUAAUAUUUGGAAUCAUGAAACUCAGAUGUUGGUCAAGACGUUUGAAGUAUGCGACCUGCCAGUUCGUACAGCUAAGUUUGUGCCACGCAAAAAUUGGGUUGUUACUGGUUCAGAUGACAUGCAAGUCAGAGUAUUUAAUUAUAAUACUUUGGAACGUGUGCAUUCUUUUGAGGCACAUAGUGACUAUGUCAGAUGCAUUGCUGUGCAUCCAACGCAACCAUUCAUAUUAACAAGCAGUGAUGACAUGUUAAUUAAGUUGUGGAAUUGGGAGAAAGGUUGGAUAGGACAACAGGUAUUUGAAGGACAUACACAUUAUGUAAUGCAAGUAGUAUUUAAUCCAAAGGACAACAAUACGUUUGCAAGCGCUUCAUUAGACAGAACAGUAAAAGUUUGGCAGCUUGGAUCUUCCACUGCCAAUUUCACUUUAGACGGUCAUGAGAAAGGCGUGAAUUGUGUUGACUAUUAUCAUGGUGGAGACAAACCAUACUUAAUAUCAGGAGCAGAUGAUAAUUAUGUCAAAAUUUGGGAUUAUCAAAAUAAAACUUGUGUACAAACAUUGGAGGGGCACACGCAAAAUAUUUGUGCUGUUUGCUUCCAUCCGGAAUUGCCCAUCAUUCUUACUGGUUCUGAAGAUGGAACAGUUCGAAUAUGGCAUGCUGGAACAUAUAGACUGGAAUCUUCCCUUAAUUAUGGUUUUGAGAGAGUAUGGACGAUUGCUUGCUUACGGGGCUCGAACAAUGUUGCAAUUGGUUACGAUGAGAGUAGUGUUAUAGUAAAAGUUGGCAGAGAGGAACCCGCAGUCUCGAUGGAUUCACUAGGUGGCAAGAUCGUCUGGGCAAAGCACAGUGAAAUUCAGCAAGUAAACUUGAAAGCUCUAGGAGAGGAAACACAAGAUGGAGAGAGGCUUCCAUUAGCUGUGAAAGACAUGGGUGCCUGUGAAAUCUAUCCACAAACUAUCCAGCACAAUCCAAAUGGAAGAUUUCUGGUGGUUUGUGGAGAUGGAGAGUAUAUCAUUUACACGUCUAUGGCUCUAAGAAAUAAAGCGUUUGGUCAAGCAUCGGAAUUCAUCUGGGCAGCUGAUACAAAUCAGUAUGCUGUCAGAGAAAGCAACACCACUGUUAAAGUCUUCAAGAACUUUAAAGAAAAGAAAAGCUUUAAGCCUGAUUUUGGUGCUGAUGGUAUUUUUGGUGGAUUUUUACUGGGCGUUUCUUCCGGAUCUGGUCUAUCAUUCUUCGACUGGGAAAUGCUAAAAUUAAUUCGUCGUAUAGACAUUCAACCUACACAUGUCUAUUGGGCCGAAAAUGGCUCUUUGGUAGCGUUAGCCACGUCCGAUCAAUAUUUUAUUUUGAAAUACCAUGCCGACGCCGUUGCAAACGCCUCAGAAAAUUCAGAAGAUAUUGAAGAUGCUUUUGAGAUGGUAGCAGAAAUGAGUGAAGUUGUGAAAACUGGACUCUGGGUCGGCGACUGCUUCAUUUACACAAACAGCGUAAAUCGAAUAAACUAUUUCGUCGGUGGAGAAGUUGUGACCGUGUCACACUUAGAUAGACCAAUGUACCUUCUUGGAUAUGUCCCGAGAGAUAACAGAUUGUAUCUGUGCGACAAGGAACUGUCAGUUGUCUCGUAUUCGUUAUUGUUAUCUGUAUUAGAAUACCAGACUGCUGUUAUGCGAAAAGAUUUCGAAACAGCAGACAGAGUUCUUCCCACGGUCCCCAAGGAACAUCGUACGCGUGUGGCACAUUUCUUAGAGAAGCAGGGUUUCAAAGAACAAGCAUUGGCUGUAUCUACGGAUCCAGAGCACAGGUUCGAGUUGGCUUUAGCGUUGGGAGAUCUCGUGACGGCGCACUCGCUUGCCAAAGAAGCGAACAGCCAGCAAAAGUGGCGACAAUUGGCAUCUCUCGCCACGCAGAAAGGGAAAUUGUGCUUGGCGCAAGAAUGUUUACAUCAGGCGCAAGACUUCGGCGGACUCCUAUUACUUGCCACGAGUACAGGAAACGCGAGCAUGAUUCAGAAAUUAGGCACAGACGCCGACGAUACAGGCAAGAACAAUAUCUCUUUCUUGUCGUACUUCAUCCUUGGAGACUUGGACAAAUGUCUAGACAUUCUCAUAAAGACGGACAGAACUCCAGAGGCUGCGUUCUUUGCGAGAACGUAUGCUCCUAGUAAAAUUUCGUCCAUCGUGAAACUGUGGAAAGAAAAACUGUCGACUGUAAGCAAGAAAGCCGGACAGAGUUUGGCCGAUCCUGAACAGUACGAAAAUCUGUUCCCUGGAUACAGAGAAGCGUUGAAGGUGGAACAGUUCCUCAGAGAAGAGAGUAAAAAGAAAAUUCCAGCGUCUGCCUUCCCGAACGUGCAACCUAACGUUGAACGAAAACCAUUCGAAGAAAUGCUAGCAGCUGAACAGGCAAAUCGUUUCAGCUAUAAAGUAGUAACAAGCACUACCGACGAGAUAGGAGAAUCGACCGAGAUUCUAACAGAGAGGCUACAGGAUCUUGAUAUUGGUAAGAUCAUUUCAUCAUCCACGGGGAAGUCUGAUCUACCGGAGAAGAUCAUGAAGACAACCAGCAGCUCCAGGCCAUUAACCGUGGACGAAGACGAUCUCGAUCUCGAUCUUGAAAUCGAUGACACUAUAGAUACUACUGGUGUGAGUCUUGAUGAUGACCUCCUUGAAGAAGAUUAGCCCGUCGAUUGGAAGAUAAACAAUACGUGUAUUUCACACGUACAAUUUCCAUUCUCCCGUCAAUCAUUCCCCACGAGUCGACCAGAGUCGUUUAGAAUCAAGUAUUAAAAAAAAAAAGAAAAGAAACCGUCGAAGAAUAUUCUUGUGCGCGAGUGUUUUUAUCAUGCACAAUAUUCAGCCUGUGCACGCAGACUUUAUCCAUGUACCGAGAAUUAUAUAUAUUGUAAUAUAACAAAACGUUCACAUAACGUUUCCACCUGUUUCUUUCCGUAGCCAUCGUUUCCGAUCCUGAGGUACCUUUUUUCUUUUUUAUUGACCCUUGGGAACUUAGAAAAUUUACAAGGUUACAUGUUCAUACAACAAAGUGAUUCAAUAAAAUUUAAUCUUUAUUUCAUUUUGCAGAUAAACACUCUUAUGGCUUCUUAUCAUUCUAAGGAAAUAAGAAAAAAAGAAAAAUAUACAACGAAAAUAUUUCUGACCUAGAAAUUAACUCACAAUAAACCUUCAAUUCAUUCUCACAGCAAAUAACAUCCCAAUGAAAAACGAAGAAUGAUUUGUCGAUCUCUCCAUAUCUCCUUUCAAUGAUGUCAUCAUCAUCAUCCACAUUUCCCAUGCUGAGCAAACUUUCCAUUAAAGGAUCCUAAAAAUAAUACAAACUUCAUAAGCGAGGAACACGUUAACUCUCUUUGAAAAACCGUACGUGUCGUCGGUCACUGUAGAAAGAGAGAGAGAUACAUUUUGCGCGACUGGUACGUGCUCCGACGUCCCCCCAGCAUAACAUGUGCUCGAGGAAGGCGCUAACUAUCGUAUUCCAUCUCUAUUUUCAUUGUGUGGCGCUUGAACCUUACUGAUUCGUUUGCAAGACUGUUCGCAGAUUCUGAAGGAGGCAUAGAGGCGAGGGGAAUGUAGAAAGAAAUAGCAAAAUCUAUGGAGCGUUUAAUGAUUUGAAGAAAUCGUUGAAAAGAAAUUGGAACAAUUUUGAAAAAACGGAAGUAGGACGAAUGGAACGAAAAAUUGGAACUACCGUAACCUCUUUUCGUUUAGAAAGCUUAUAUUUGUCUGCGUGCCUUUUUGUAUUUUUAUUUUUUUUUUUUUUUUUU
Heterotrigona itama is the source of this 5064-nucleotide messenger RNA. The record is from the annotation of a GenBank genome assembly. NCBI's taxonomy places the organism in Eukaryota, Metazoa, Arthropoda, Insecta, Hymenoptera, Apidae.